Molecule: messenger RNA, 5231 nt
Organism: Stomoxys calcitrans (stable fly)
Lineage: Eukaryota; Metazoa; Arthropoda; Insecta; Diptera; Muscidae
Gene: Map205
Product: 205 kDa microtubule-associated protein
Exons: 3
Coding region: 214-3744 (1176 amino acids)
Source: RefSeq, a predicted model, not a curated record
ACUGUGUCGGUCUGUCGCUACCAGAGCCAUUUAUAAAUCAAACGAACAGUUAUCAACGCCGGCGAUUGACUGGAGGAUCUUACGAAAUAAAAUAAAUUGUUUGGUGAAAGCACAGCGCAAGGCAGACAAUUGGUGAGUACACAUAAAAGGAGAGAGCGGAAUACAUAAAACUUUGAACGAUUAAAGGACUAUUUUGUGCGAAUUAAAUAAAAAAUGGAGGACCAAGAAAUAUUGGAGCAAAUUUUGGAACACAGACAACAACAGAGCUACGUCAUUGAUAAUAUGAAUGCUGUUGCCGGUUGUGGAGACGUUGGCAGUGGUAGUGGUGAUAUAUCUGUAGCUAAGUACGACGAACAACUUCAAACAGAAGACCAUGACGUUGGCGAUGAUGACGAAUUAAAGUAUGUUAAAGAAGUGCAACAGAGCGAAAAACACCAGACUUGUGGCAAAGUCUUCGAUGGUGAUGGUGAAUAUAACAGCAAUGAGUUGGCAGAAAAUGAAGAAGCAAAAUACAAACAUGUAACUGGUGGUAAUGGCAGUGCUGAAGAAAUGGGAAAUGUAAAAGAAAUUUCCGAGUGCUCAUUGGAUUCACUUCCUAUAACGUAUUCCAACGGACAUGAGAUAAACAAAGAAAUAGGAGUUGUCAACAUCCACUCUAACAAUUUGCUUUCGUCGGUAUCCUUAGAGCAAAAUCAGGGCGAUUCCAAUGAGCAAAAGGAAACCGUGGACGACGAGGAGGGAAUUUCAUCAUAUUCGAAUGGAACAAGUUCUCUUAGCGAAAACGCAGCACACAAUGCUCUAGGCGACUUCAAAUUACUUACAACGGAAAAUCAAAAUAAGGAGGAAAGCAUUUGUUUGGAGGAGGCUAGCCACCCACAUACUACGGAGCAAGGUACGGAUCAAGCUCUAUUUCUACUUAAUCCCGACGCAAAGGAAUUUGUACCAACAUCCCCAACAUCUCCAACUUUGCCAAAUAUUCCAAAAUUGCAAAAUGAUCAUUUUGGUGAUGAUUUAUAUGAACAUCAUUCUGCAUUGGCUAUUCCCCGACGUAUAAUAAAUGAAGACGACUUUGUAGCUCAGAGCCCAAGAAAAGGUAUUUGCGGUAGCAUGGAGGCAAUUGCUGUUCCACCAGAGCAAGAAUUUGAUGAAGAAGCAGACAAGCGACCUCAUGAACUAGCACAAGACAACAUUGAUCCAUUUGAUAUUGAGGCUGAUAGUCAUGCGAAAUUGGCUGUGAUGGCAAGCGAGGAGAUUUGUGACAACGCUGCUAUUAAACCCAAUGAAGCUUCGACUGAUGAUGAGAAAAUUAAUGUAAUUGAUCAUGGACCAGAGACAUCUGUCGACCUAUGUGUAGACAUAUCAAACAUAAAAUAUGAUGAUCCAGCUACAACAGACAAUGACGUCAUGAAACAAUCCAUAUAUAUUUCCAAUGAUGAUCCCAUUGAAGAUGUUUUAAACAGUGUUCAGCUAAUACCUGAAAUUGAUAGCAUUAACAAUUCUUUUAUAGAAGACUUGAAUUCCAGUGAAUCGGCUGGCGAUAAGGAGCAGUUGCAAGUGGAGGAAAAGGAACUUGUUUCCAAAUCCCCUUCAACUGAAGAAAUGAAUACACAUGCGUUUCCUACUUCAUCGAACAAUGAUUUUUCUAUAAAUACUUUGCUUUUUGACUCAACUGCAAUGCAAGGCUCGAUUUAUGUGGAAUCGGAAUCGCAAAAAGAAGAUCACAACCAGGAACCAAAAAAUAUUGAGGACCACUUUUCACAGAUAAAGGAAAUUGCACCAACACACAUUACAACUGUCGCGGACAUAGAAUCACUCAAAGAUAAUUCUAUUGCCGUUGAUGAUAAGUGCGAUGUUAUUAAUAAUCCAGAACAUUUUGCUAACAUUAAUUAUGAGCCUAAGCAGGAGCAUGUGGAGAAUGUAAAAUGUGAAGGCAACGAAUUGGAAAUUGGGGAUUUUCUAUCCGAACCGAUUGAUGAAAAUAUACCUGCAUUAUCUGACACGCUUUUAAACGCCGAACUAGGAGAAAAUGCCGUUGAUAAAUGCGUAGAAAAUCCUGUACGCGGUACAGAAGUAGUAAAUGAAACAAUAACAGAUGUUAAAGUUUCAUGUGAAAUACAUAUAUCAGAAGAAAUGGCGGACGAAUUGCUUAAAGUGUCAGAUGGAAACCCGGAACAUAAUGACGUAAAUAUUCAAACUAUUAACUUUACUAAUGAUGAGAGUAAACCUGAAGCUAUAGACGAUGCCUCAUCAACUGUUGCAUCGGUUGAAUCGUCUGAAAGAGCUGAAGAUACUAACAAUGAAAAUGCGGAAAUAGCUGAAAACGUUCUUGUAGGAGGCAAUGAAGCUAAUCAUUUAGUCGAUAUUGGUAAGGAAAAUAAUAUCAAAGUCUCCAUGUUAGAAAAUUUGGAAAAAGUUGAAGAAACAAACAACCUUAAUAUGAUAGAGCAAAAGGAUGAAUUGGAAAUUCCAGAAAAUAAUUCUUCUUUGGAAAUUAACACAGAUAAUUUGGAAAAGGUUGAAAGCACGAAAACACUCGUUAUUGAAGAGCCAAAGCAUGAAUUGGAAAUUACCGAAAAUAAAACAUCUUUAAAAAACAACAUAGAUAUUGUUACAGAAACCGCAACGGAAAUGAUAUGUGGAUCUGAGUCUAGUCUGAAUAAUAAGGGGGGCACCAAUUUGAAAACAAAACAAAGUGACGGUGUUAAGAAGACUGGCACGAAGAAUGCACAAACCAGUGCACCGAAAUCUAAGUUGACAACUUCGUCGGCUUCGGUUAGAAAACUUGUUGCAGCGGAAUCGAUACAAAAACAAAUUUCUAUUGCUUCCAAACCGAAAUUAUCCACUGCACCAGGGAAUAAAACUGAUACCAGUGAAAAGAAGUUAGACAAGCCAACAACUGCAAGUGCAAGUACUGCACGUAAACCGAUUGGCAAUACAUCAUCAACAAAUAAGACCGCAUCGAAACUUUUGGCUAGCACAGCAAAUCGCACAACAGCAUCUGUUACAAAAACAAUAGCACCAAAACCAACAGCGAAUGGACGCACAAUUUCAUCGGCAACCACUACUACUCGUAAACCGAUCCCGGCACCAAUCAAUGGCGCUACUAAACCUCGACCAGCAUCAUCAACACAAUCGACUGCAACAAAACCAACACUUGGCACAUCUUUGAGUGCAAAUAGUACUAUUAGAAGCAAAAUAACUUCGCCACGUGAACCAUUCUCAUCUCAAACUCGGCCCUCAGUAAAAAGUCCAAUAAAAACAACAUCGAACAGCGUAUCAAAGCCUGCACCAUCCACAGUUGGAAAUCGCUCAAAAACGACAAGCUCUGCAAAUACCACCAUAUCGGCAAAGCAAUUUAUUGCACGUCCUGCUCCUAAGUUUACAAGCAUCAGUACAUCUGCAACAAAUAGGCGUCUAACUGUUGGCACCACUACAACAACCGCGCAAGCGACAUCGAAAUCCACAUCUAAUACCCUAUCUCAACGGAAAUCUUCGCCAAUUAAGCCACCUUUGAGUAAAACUGCAACUAAAACUACGAAUACUAGUAGCGGUGCUAAAAGCGCAAAACCUUUAACGUCUACAAAUUCUACAGAAAGCAAGUCGAACGGAGACACAUCGACUUCCGUUUUAUCAGCAGAAGGAGAACAAUCAAAUACUAAAAACACUGUUUCUAAUAUAGAUGAUGUCUCCAUUCUAGCGACAGAUUACAGUUCCAGUAUGCAAAUGGAUUUGGCCAGCGUUUAGAAAACUUAAAAAGUUAUUUGUGGCACGGAUUUUAUUCACUAACUGCUAUUAUAAUAUAAAAAAGCAUUUCUCAAGUGAAAAACAAAAAAGAAAUAAUUAUAACAGUGUAUUCUGCAGUUUAUCUCCGUUGAUUUAAACCGGCUCUAGCACCUCUAUAAAUAUAUCUUUAUGUUUCCCACUUUCACGCAUCAUUUCCUAUUUAAACCCAGAUUCAAACACCUUUGUUUUCUUAUAUUAAAAAGGUAUUUCAUAUCGUAAAACUCUUCAUAAUUAUCAAUUGUUUCACCUCAUAAACGCGUGUUAUGAUUGAGUUCAGAUCUCCAUAAUUCUUUACGAAAAAUGAUUAAAUUAGAAAGCGAUCCGACAUAGAUAUUGUCAUAAUUUUAUAACAAUUCGACACAGAAAAUUAAACGAAAUCAACGCAAAAUUAUUUUUUUAACAUGGAAGACAAAUACUACACUAAACCAAAAAUUUAUAAAAACUAAUUCAUGCAUGUGUCGCUUUUACCUAACAAGCUCAAGACGACUAUUCGUGCACAUUUUUAAUCGGAAGUUGUCUACCAUAUACCACAGUAGUUUUUGUAUCAACGAUUUUUAUAAAUGCAAAAGAAAGAAAAAACAUUAGCAUGCAUUUUUUGCUCCCAUCAUACUUAAUGUUUUAUAAGUAUAUCAAUAUUAUAUAUAUGCUACUAAUAAUAUCGUAAACAAACUGAACAAUUAUACGGAAAACAUGAAAAAGAAAUAAUUUUGAAAAAAACGUUAACGGCGCAAAUAGAUACCACAUUCAUUAUGUAUUUUAAUUUUUUUAUUUCAUUUUAUAAUUGACCUCCGUUUGGCUUGUCUUUAUUUAUUAAAAAAAAAAAAAUAGUAUUGUAUUUUGUGGUUACACCAAUUUAAAUGUUCUUUUGUUUGUUCCUUUUAUGUUGAAGCUUGAAAUCCUAAAUGAUUGAUAUCUUAUUUCCCAGUGUAUUAUUGUAUUAAGUUUUUUAAAUGUUUUUUUUUUUUUUUUUUUUGAAUUAUUUAUAUACAAGCCUUUGUUUCUUAUCUUUUCUAAAUUUGAAACAUUGUUUGAUUGCCUUUUUACCGAAGCCUUUUUGAUUAUAUUUCGCUAAAUUCCAACUUAAUUAGUGCCCUAUCCUUUAUUUGCCUUAAAAGAGAUUCUUAACUAUUGAAAUAAAUUAAUAAACGUAUACAUUUUUAUUCGCAUUGUCAACUAACUGUUUUACUCAUUCCUACUAUUGGAACAUACUGUCACACACUACAUCUAUCUGAAUUUGGCAAAAUGAGACUGAAAAUUCGUUUUUUAUACCCUAUCUAUACAAAUCAUUUAUUCCAAGUUAUGAACUAUAUCCGAAAAGAGUUCUUCCCGAAAAAGUUUAUUUAGAAAUAUUGGAACUAGCGACCCAAACUAAAACACGAAUAUAUUGCUGAAUAUCUCUCUUGAAAUUUACUAAAUACUAAAUUAAAAAAUAAACUAAUUAAUGUUAA